UGUUCAACAAGUAGAUAGGAGCAACAGUUGCCAAUUGCGGAGAGCGGCAGACGCAGAACGCAGAACGCAUUCGAAAACGGAGAGUGAAUCGUAUAAAGAAGACAGGACGACGCUAACAGCCCGCUAAUCCCAAGGAUAACAGUCAGUACGCACACCAACACAAACGGGGAUAGAGUGAGAUAGAUAUAGUCAAACAUGAAGUUAAAUAUGCUGACGCUCGGCAUGCUGGCUCUAACGAUCCUGGCCAACUCGCAGCAUGUCCUUAGCUUUCUGACGGGCCAAGCGACGUCUCUCAAUGGAGUUGGAGCAGCUACACUUGCAGCACAACAACAACAGCAGCAACAGCAGCAACAGCAGCAGCAGCAGCAGCAGCAGCAGCUCGCCGGCCUCUUUGAUGGAGUCGGAGUCGGAGUCGGAGCUGGAGUUGAUGCCGACGAGGACAGCAGACAGCAGCUGAACAUAGAGACGCAGCAGCAGCGCAAUGUUUACGAUCCAGGAGAUGAGCUGCUGCGUGCGCUGAACAUGGAGUUGGAAUCGGAACGCGAACGGGAACGUGAAACGGAACGGCAGCCUGACUACGGCACUGCCGUGGAGCUGGCCAGUAAAUUUGACAUGCUUAAGAAGAUAGAGCAGGAUUUACGCGCUGAGCAGGAACUAGUCGACAAAUCCGCUUUGCUUAUGAAAAUGUUAGAGGACCCGACAUUGGAUACGCUGCCAUUGGUCUAUGUGGAGGAGGAGGAGCCGACAGUAAUUGCGGCCGACGACUACCCAGAACUGGAUAAUGGCAUACAGAACCUAAUUGUCGGGCAGAAUAAGCCAAAACGUUCCCGUUAUUAUCGUCGCUAUCCCUGGAAGCGACACAAUCGCAAUCGCGGUUCUUACAUGAAUUCUAUCAACAGCAACUAUGAACCGGAACUGCGUUACGCCUGCACACCUAGCAAGGAGGAUAUAUUCAAGCUUCUGGUCAAUUUGCAUGAGAAUCGUAAGGGCAAUCACAGCAAGACUGUGAAUUUUUGCAAUCGCAAGCGACCCGCCAAGGCGGUAUUUACCAAUAUUCGAUUCCUGGGCUAGAUCUGAGAAUGGCAGACAGAGACAGAUGGAUACACACAACCAUACACCUACACACACAUACACACACAUAAAGACAUAUGUAUACCAAGCAUCAGUUUGUAUAUUGCUGACAAAGUCAAGCGCGAAAACUGGAGAACAACAAGCACUAACAAUUAGUUAACUUAACUAACUAACAAACUAAUUAAACUAACCAGCUACUAGGUAAUUAUUUAUGCAAACAACCUUUUCGCACACUAAGCUAGCCAAUUAGCCAACACUGAAUUGCAAAACUAGUGUUAAACCACGUUUAACUUUUUUAAUGUCUCUCAAUGUGUUGUAUAUACUAAAAAAUAUUUAUAUAUGUAUCUAAAGUUUUUAAUAUCAAGUUAAUCCGAGCUAAUGUUCCAGCCUGUCAUAUCAUUAGAGAACGCGUCUAUCGAUGUUGGUAGUCGAAGUAUUAUCUAUGUUAACUUAACCUAGAAACCUUAACCUAAAUGAUACAAAUAUAUAAAAAAAAAAAAAAAAAAAACUAACGAACGAAAUCAUA
This is a messenger RNA of Drosophila mojavensis, 1597 nucleotides long. Its product is annotated as mastermind-like protein 2. Bases 196 to 1071 code for a protein of 291 amino acids. The record is from RefSeq and is a predicted model, not a curated record. NCBI's taxonomy places the organism in Eukaryota, Metazoa, Arthropoda, Insecta, Diptera, Drosophilidae. The transcript is spliced from 5 exons.